UUUAGAUUGGACGGUAGAAGAGUGACUUUUUUUUUUAAAAAAAAAAAAUGGAGAUAAAAUAAUACUAGUAGUAAAACUUGGAUUAUUCAUUUUUUCUGCUUUUUCCUUAAUUCCGGGUCAAAUUUCUCAAUCAAAUAUAACUACAAACUACCCCUCGCUUUUUCCAUUUUUCCGCUUCCAAUUUUUCGAUCCGAAGUCCUUUUAUCACUGCUACUUCCCCCAAGUCAUACCCACACGCGCCCAGACACACACAGCUGUAUCUUUCUACGAGUUAAUAAUUUAAUAUUCACAAUUAAUUAAAUUCAUAUAAUUCCGCCCAUUUGUUUCUUCGAGUUUUGUUGAAAAUGUUCCGAUUACAGCCGGAGAAGAUCAGAAAAAGAAUUUCAUAGUUUGAUUUCUGUUUUCGUUUUUUUUUCACCUUUUUAUUGUUCAAUUCCUUUUCGAAAUUUUCGCCUUUGGGCAGCCAUUUAAUAGUGGAGCCUAGAGGGAGGGAAUCCUGUUUGAUUUCUGUUUUUAGGGUUUUGAGAUUUUGGAUUUCUGUCAACUUUUGUUUACCUAUGACGGACGUGUUUUCUUAUGUUCCGGCGUCGGUUUUGCGGAAUUUGUCCGACAAGCUCUACGAAAAGCGAAAAAAUGCGGCUCUGGAGGUGGAAGGGAUAGUGAAGCAAUUGGCACAGGCUGGAGAUCAUGAAAAGAUUACCGCCGUGAUUAAUCUGUUGGUGCAUGAGUUCACGUACUCCCCGCAGGCAAAUCAUCGGAAAGGAGGUUUGAUAGGAUUGGCUGCCGCCACUGUGGGUUUGACUUCUGAAGCUGCUCAGCACCUUGAGCAAAUCGUACCUCCUGUUCUGAAUUCGUUUUCAGAUCAAGAUAGUAGAGUCCGAUAUUAUGCAUGUGAAGCUCUAUAUAACAUAGCAAAGGUCGUAAGAGGAGAUUUUAUUGUGUUUUUCAAUCAAAUUUUUGAUGCGUUGUGUAAGCUUUCCGCAGAUUCAGAUGCCAAUGUACAGAGUGCUGCUCAUCUUUUAGACAGACUGGUGAAGGACAUAGUUACAGAGAGUGAUCAGUUCAGUAUUGAAGAAUUUAUCCCAUUGCUGAGAGAACGUAUGAAUGUCCUCAAUCCCUAUGUCCGGCAAUUCUUGGUUGGAUGGAUUACUGUUUUGGACAGCGUUCCAGAUAUAGACAUGCUGGGUUUCCUCCCUGAUUUUCUUGAUGGUCUGUUCAAUAUGCUUAGCGAUUCUAGUCAUGAGAUACGUCAGCAAGCUGAUUCAGCUCUUUCUGAAUUUCUGCAAGAAAUUAAAAAUUCUCCAUCGGUAGAUUAUGGUCGCAUGGCUGAAAUACUGGUGCAGAGAGCAGCUUCCCAGGAUGAGUUCACCAGGUUGACUGCUAUAACUUGGAUAAAUGAGUUUGUGAAGCUUGGUGGGGAUCAGCUUGUACCUUACUAUGCUGAUAUCCUGGGAGCUAUCUUGCCUUGUAUCUCAGAUAAGGAAGAGAAAAUAAGAGUGGUUGCUCGUGAGACAAAUGAAGAGCUUCGUGCAAUUAAGGCUGAUCCUGCAGAAGGGUUCGAUGUUGGAUCAAUCCUCUCUGUUGCGAGAAGGCACUUAUCUAGUGAAUGGGAGGCAACACGUAUUGAAGCACUGCAUUGGAUCUCAACACUUUUAAAUAGACACCGAACAGAGGUUUUGUCUUUUCUAAAUGACAUUUUCGAGACACUUUUGAAGGGGUUAUCAGAUCCGUCAGAUGAGGUGGUCCUUCUCGUGCUUGAGGUGCAUGCUUGCAUAGCUAAAGAUCCCGAACAUUUUCACCAGCUUGUUGUGUUCCUAGUUCAUAAUUUCCAAGUUGAUAAUUCACUUCUUGAGAGGCGUGGAGCUUUGAUAAUCCGACGGCUGUGUGUUCUUUUAGAUGCUGAAAGAGUUUACCGGGAAUUUUCUAGGAUUCUUGAAGGAGAAUCUGAUCUGGAUUUCGCAUCUAUCAUGGUACAGGCCUUGAAUUUGAUUCUGCUUACAUCCUCUGAGUUGUCUGAUCUUAGAGAUCUUUUGAAACAAUCAUUGGCAAAUGCCGCUGGAAAAGAUUUGUUUGUUUCUUUAUAUGCGUCAUGGUGCCACUCGCCAAUGGCAAUUAUAAGCCUUUGUUUAUUAGCUCAGACUUACCAGCAUGCUAGUUCUGUAAUCCAGUCACUGGUCGAGGAAGACAUUAAUGUUAAAUUCUUGGUCCAGUUGGAUAAAUUGAUCCAUCUACUGGAAACCCCAACAUUUGCCUAUCUCAGACUGCAGCUUCUUGAACCUGGGAGGUAUAUUUGGCUUUUGAAAGCUCUUUAUGGUCUUCUGAUGCUGCUUCCCCAGCAAAGUGCUGCCUUCAAGAUUCUCCGGACCCGAUUGAAAACUGUACCUUCAUACUCAUUCAGUGGUGGACAACUGAGGACAACAGCAUCCGAUAGCCUGUACUCACAAAUGAACUACGGGGGACUCGAUUCUCAAAUUUCUGAGGAUGGCGAGAUUAAUGAUGAUUCGGAAAUCGUGCAUAAUGGAAUCAAUUUUGCUUCCAAACUGCAGCAGUUUGAUCAAAUGCAGCAGCAGCAUCGUAGGCAUGUUAAGUCACAGGCUCAGUCACGCUACAAUUCUACUUCUUCUUCAAAGGAUGUUCAAAGACCUGAAGAACCCAAGAGAACAUCAUCAGGAGUGGCAGAUGUGAGCGGGCCUCCUUCUAGAUCCUCGAGACGAGGUCCAGGACAGUUACAAGUUUAAGAUUUUUUGUUUUUUUUUUUUAAACUUCUGUGCUUAGUCGAGGUUAUUUAUACAACAAUCAUGGUGGUUGUCAGAGUCAGUAGCGAAAAGUGUAAAUUGUAUAUCUUAGUAGUCGUUUUGGCUAAAAACUUUGAAAGGCGGCGGUGGGUAUUAUGUUGGGUUCUGGAUCAAAGCUUGCAUAUUCCCAAGCUCUAUUCUUUUAGACACGCCCCCCAUGUGGUUAUGUUGUUUUUAUUAAAACCACAGGGGAAAGUGAGGUAGAUUAUAUUUAUUGACAGUGUAGGGGAUAAAUUUUACGUUUGCUUUUGGGUAAUGCCGUAAAGUCCAUCCCUCCUUUUAUAACAAACGAGUACCUAAUUUUUGGAC
Oldenlandia corymbosa var. corymbosa is the source of this 3104-nucleotide messenger RNA. Lineage: Eukaryota; Viridiplantae; Streptophyta; Magnoliopsida; Gentianales; Rubiaceae. The record is from the annotation of a GenBank genome assembly.